Notolabrus celidotus (New Zealand spotty) is the source of this 6047-nucleotide messenger RNA. It is a transcript of the gene fgfr4, whose product is annotated as fibroblast growth factor receptor 4. Gene Ontology annotation, cellular component: signaling receptor complex. Gene Ontology annotation, molecular function: fibroblast growth factor receptor activity; fibroblast growth factor binding; ATP binding. The record is from RefSeq and is a predicted model, not a curated record. The transcript has 21 exons. Gene Ontology annotation, biological process: multicellular organism development; cell surface receptor protein tyrosine kinase signaling pathway; positive regulation of kinase activity. Lineage: Eukaryota; Metazoa; Chordata; Actinopteri; Labriformes; Labridae. Bases 789 to 3626 code for a protein of 945 amino acids.
AUUGUUGUUGUGACUGCCGGCCGGAGAGGAGCAGUAGUGCUGCUAGAGAGCUGCUGAGUGGAGGACGCAGUCUGACACACUCCGUGCUGUACAAGAGAAACGAUCCGAGGAAGCUGAGCUCCAUAGUUUUACGGCAGAUUUCACCAGGAUACACUCACAGAGGAGAGGAGAACUUUUAGAAGCGCUGCGUAAAGACGCACGGAAGAGUUAUCCAAGAGUCAAUACGAGACGGGGCUCCAAACUCCGGGGCACGUUUUUCUAGCCCGUCUUGAUCUCUUUCUCUCGCCACUUUGGAUCUUUUGCAAAUAUUCAUAUAAGGAUAAAUUACUUAUUUCGCGUGAAAUCAACGACUCUGCGUUUUUUUCUCUCCAUGGAUUUAGCUCUCUGAUCGGCCCGCUGCAGUGGACUUUGCCCAGCGGGAUCACACAGCUCUGUUCGCCGGUCACCAGGAGAGAGAGAGCCCGGCAGCUGUCGUGCAUGUUCCGGGAGGCUGUAUUAAUGGAUUAAUGAGCUUCAUUCUCUCCCGGAUAGAGCUGAUUUCAGACACUUUGGCACACAGAGGAAACACUAAAGCUCCAAAUGACGGGUUCAAUAUUCGCGCGUACUGGCUGGAAUAAGGAGUGAUUCCCCCCCUCAUCUCUGCGAGGACAGGCCGGGAGGAAAGGAUCCAGAUUUAGAGACUUUGUGGGUUUCUGGAGUUUCCAAUGCCAGGGGCCGGAGUGUGAGGCCAACCCCAGGCUUCAGAGAUCUAUUUUUAUACCUUUUAACCACAACACCACGUCAAAAAGAUGGUGAGGAUCUGCACGUUCUGCGUUCUCUUGCUGAGUUUGAUGGACAGAGCCUCAUCCAGGGCCGUCGAGGAGGGACGGACUAAAGAUCUUCGUGUCUCCAGGCCUCUGAUAGCCCCGGGUUACCCUGAAAACACGACCGCAGUGAUGGGUGGUCAGGCCAAGCUGGUGUGUAAAAUCCACCGACCGGCCUCCACAAAGGUUCAGUGGCUGAAGACCGAGGCCAGCACAUCAGGCCGAAGCCAAGGAGGACAGCCUCGCCUCAGAGCUCUGACGGCCUUGCAGAGCAACGCCUCAAAGCUGAACACUCUGCAUCUGUCCAACAUCUCUCUGGAAGAUGCAGGAGAGUACAUCUGUAUGGCUGAGAGCGUGCACGCAGGGCAGACGCUUCAGGCCAUGCAGUCUGCGUGGAUGGAGGUCCUGCCAGGUACCAUCAUAUCCAGAACUGUGGACAUGUCUGCUGCUGAAAUCCCCCCAGAUGUCCUUGAGGACCUGAAUGAAGACACCUCAGAACAUCUCCUCUUAGAGCCAGGAAACGUUUUGAAGCUCCGCUGUGACAUGAGCACCCGGCCCGGCAUGGCGGUGAACUGGUACAAAGAAGGAGGCCGGGUUGUGCCCACACCACGAAUCCAGAUCCGCGGCGCCAUCAUGGAGAUCACAGACGUCAUGUACGAGGACUCAGGGGUUUAUAUCUGUGUUCUGCGGGGAUCCAAAGAGCCUGUGAGGAACUUCACCAUCACUGUGACGGACUCACUGGGGUCCGGUGAUGAUGAUGAGGAUAACGGGUUGGAAGACUCAUCAGCUGAGAUUGAAAACGACCAGGUCUACAUCUCCAGAGGUCCGUACUGGACUCACACCCAGCGCAUGGAGAAGAAGCUGUACGCCGUCCCUGCUGGUAACACGGUGAAGUUUCGCUGCCCAGCCAUGGGAAGCCCAAUGCCGAGCAUUCGCUGGCUCAAAAACGGACGUGAGUUCAGAGGAGAGCAUCGCAUCGGGGGCAUCAAGCUGAGGCACCAGCACUGGAGCCUUGUGAUGGAGAGCGUGGUUCCUUCAGACAGAGGAAACUACACCUGCAUGGUGGAGAACAGAUACGGCUCCAUUGCUCACAGCUACGUCCUGGAUGUCCUCGAGCGCUCUCCACACAGGCCCAUCCUGCAGGCCGGCCUGCCUGCCAACAAAACAGCAGUGGUGGGAAGUGACGUCCAGUUCCACUGUAAGGUCUACAGUGACGCCCAGCCUCACAUCCAGUGGCUCAAACACAUCGAGAGGAACGGGAGCCGCUACGGACAUGACGGGACGCCCUACGUUCAGGUCCUUAAGACCGGCAGUCUGAACAUGUCAGAUGUGGAGGUGCUCUACCUGUCCAAAGUGACCAUGGAGGAUGCUGGAGAGUACACCUGUCUGGCUGGAAACUCAAUCGGAUUCGCCCACCAGUCUGCUUGGCUCACUGUUAUCUCAGAAGAAGAAGCAGCAGACGCCAUAGAGACCAUGGAGACCAAGUACACCGACAUCAUCAUCUAUGCCUGUGGCUUCCUGGCUCUGAUCAUGGCCAUCAUCAUUGUGGUGUUGUGCCGAAUGCAGGUCCACCCCAGAAGGGAGCCGUUCGAUGCUCUACCUGUUCAGAAGCUCUCUAAGUUCCCUCUCCGCAGACAGUACUCUGUGGAGUCCAACUCAUCAGGGAAGUCCAGUGCGUCGCUCAUGAGGGUGGCUCGCCUCUCCUCCAGCUGUUCACCUAUGUUGGCAGGAGUCAUGGAGAUUGAAUUACCCUAUGACCCAGAUUGGGAGUUUCCCAGGGAGAAUCUAACGUUGGGUAAACCUCUAGGAGAAGGCUGCUUUGGUCAGGUGGUCAGAGCUGAGGCUUACGGCAUCAACAAGGACUCUUCAGAUCAGCCAACCACCGUGGCGGUGAAGAUGCUCAAAGAUGAUGCUACAGACAAAGACCUGGCAGACCUUAUCUCAGAGAUGGAGCUGAUGAAGGUUAUGGACAAACACAAGAACAUCAUCAACCUGCUCGGGGUCUGCACACAGGAUGGCCCUCUGUAUGUGCUGGUGGAGUACGCCUCAAAAGGCAGUCUGAGGGAGUACCUGCGGGCCCGAAGACCCCCAGGCAUGGACUACACCUUUGAUGUGACCAAGGUGCCUGAAGAGCAGCUCACCUUCAAAGACCUGCUGUCCUGUGCCUACCAGGUUGCCAGAGGGAUGGAGUACCUGGCCUCUAAAAGGUGCAUCCACAGAGACCUGGCAGCCAGAAAUGUUCUGGUGACAGACGACAACGUGAUGAAGAUCGCUGACUUCGGCCUGGCCAGAGGAGUCCACCAGAUCGACUACUACAAGAAAACCACCAACGGACGGCUGCCGGUGAAGUGGAUGGCACCAGAGGCUUUGUUCGACAGAGUCUACACACACCAGAGUGACGUGUGGUCGUUUGGGGUUCUUAUGUGGGAGAUCUUCACACUGGGCGGCUCACCGUACCCUGGGAUCCCUGUGGAGGAGCUCUUCAAGCUGCUGAAGGAGGGACACCGCAUGGACAAACCCUCCAACUGCACACAUGAACUCUACAUGAUGAUGCGAGAGUGCUGGCAUGCUGUGCCCACCCAGAGACCGACCUUCAAACAGCUGGUGGAGGAGCUGGACCGAGUGCUGCUGUCUAUCUCUGACGAGUACCUGGACCUCUCAACGCCCUUUGAGCAGUACUCUCCGUCGUGUGAGGACACGUCGAGCUCCUGCUCCUCUGACAACGACUCUGUUUUUACCCACGAUGCCUUGUCCACUGACCCCUGCCUCCUGGGCUACCAGGACGUACGCUCGAGGAUAGACGUGAAGACGGCGCUCCGAUAGAUGGACAACUGAAGGCACACUCACAUAAACACAAAUCAACACAGUAUGAACAUGAAACACGACUUUGGGCUCAUUGUAACACACGGCGGCGGCCAUAUUGGAGGUCGCUGGCUGCAGAGGGUGGUUACAUGUUUUGGCUUCAUCACGGCCCCAGAAAAAGCCCUUAGAUUCUGGGACAAACAGAGAAACAUGCACGAGGAGCACUGAGGCUGUGGGCUUCAUCACACAGUGGAGGUUUGAAGAAGAAGAGGACGUAUAAGUCAGCUCUGGCACCGUGCCCAUGAACAGCUGUAACGUUGAAACCUGUGGCACUAGAAGAAACCCGGGAACUCGAACGCCUCACCAGCUCUCUUUGAUCGACUCUCCUCCAGAGAGCUAAUGGACAAUGAUCUCUACUCAAACCAGGGCGUGAAACCUCGCUGGUAAAGACAUUUUAACAAGAAAAAUAAGAUUUAUUUUGCUAUGAUAAAAAGAAGAAGUGAUUGUUAAAUAUAAAUCUCUUUAUAUAAGAUUAUUUUACUUUUGUGAUGCUUAUUUAAAAAGAAAACGGUCUUAAAUCUCAGGAUCUCUUGUGCUAAGAAGUUGCUGUAGUGGCAGCGAAGUGCCUGAAUUUACGAUUUCCUGUGAAUAUAUUAGAAUAUCUAAAUAUUGUAUGUACAUAUCAACAACAUAAAGACGAUUGCCUUUUAUAAAUUAUUCUGAAUGACACAAAAAUGAAGGUUAUUGGAGGUGAAAGGAGAGAGGAAUUCAAUCAAGUGUUUCAAGUGCCAAACCUGUCAUGACUGUCUUUCAUGUUUCAUCCCAGAAUACCAACAGAUUCAUUCAUGUGCUGAAUCCCAGUUUACCAUUUGAUGCUGUCAAACAUGAGUUUACAUCAGAAACAUUUCUAACAGCACAUAUUUGAGUUUGGGUCAAGCUAUAGAGGGAAACUUUUAUUUUCCAUUCACUCCAAAAACCUCAGAUGUAUGUGGUCACACAUGGACCGGGCUUCACCUUUACACUUUCACAUUUUGGAAUGAAACUCUAUUUGCCAUGUUUAAGUAAAUUGCCUCCACCUCCGGCCUGAGAAAACAACCUGUGGUCAAAUAUCAGAAGGAGCAAACCAAGUUCUAGUUGCUGUCGUUAAAUGAAAACCACCAGAACAUUUGAAAUCUUACAUCUCUGAAGUUCUGCAUCAGGUCCAGAGAGUCCUAAAGGUCAUCAGACCUCUUUACAAACAACCAUGUCAACUUUGAGACAAUGUUACAUGGCCAAUCUAGUAGUCCAGCUCUUUCAGAGACGGUGUGUCCAGGGUGGGACUGGUCCUGAAAAGGGGGACUGACGAUUCAGCAGCAUGGGGACUCAAGCCCACUGUCACUGCUGACAAGGAGAGGAGCCCAGGGAGGAGGAGGGAGGGUGGGCACUGAAUGUGAAAGCCAGUGUGAUUGAUUUCAAAUAGAGGAGAAGGGGGAGGGUCCCUCCUUUGUCUGGCUCUCACCCCUUCACCCAGCCCAAUCUGUUAGCGAGGGGUCCUCAGGUCCGCAGCCCGGCCGGACAAUGAGGGCUUUGCAGGCUUAAUGGGUGUGACUGUGGACCAGAGGGAGUUUUUUGGGGGGUGGGUGGUGUUGUGGGGAUAGCUUGGGCUUGUGUGCAAAUGAAGAGGCUCUUAUUAUGGUAAUGUCUCCUCUUCUUUCCCAAACGCCCCUAUCUUUAUCCCCACAGACGCCAUCUUUUAAAUUACAAAUCUUAAUUCAGAGUCAGCCGCUGCCUCCAGGACCAGCUGCAGAAAAAUCCCCUGUGGGCCUAAAUGCCAACUGAGCCCUAGUCCACCCCCUGAAUCUGACCCCAAAUAAAACAACAGAAAACAACUAGUCACACUGUUUUAACCAAUACCCUCCCCGGGAUCUUAUCAGAGAUAAGUCAUAUCAGGAAAGUUUGUUUAAAAGCUCAGCAGACUCUGUGUGUGACGCAUUUGAUUCCAUUGAACUUGAAUGGUUUUUGGUUGUUGCUUUGAGAAAUGCUUCAAACCUGCAUCAGAUGUUAUUUGUUACCAUGUAUCUCAGUCCAGUUUUUGUAACAAAAAAUGUUGUUUUUAUCCCACACUGCCCUGAAUGCAUCAUCCCAUCAUCUCCCUGUGUGUAAACCAGUCAUGCAUUUCAUGGAUGAAGGAUCCACAUGUUUCCUCUCCUCCUCUUCUGGUACUUUAUGCUGUCAGUCACUGAGGGACAGCUGCUGUCACUGAUGAAUAUCUCAUGUUGGAAUGAAGCUCUUACAUUUACAUAUAAGCUGUGUCUGGAUUCAUCCACACCUUCACAUUCCUCCUCCCAGGUACAAACGUUAAACAGUCACCACGUUUUUAAACAUUUCCUCAAGAGAAUUAUUUUAGAAAUAUCUAAUUUAUUUGUUUAUUGUUUUGUUUUUAUAUGAAAUAAAGUAUAAUUU